Molecule: messenger RNA, 4941 nt
Organism: Cimex lectularius (bed bug)
Lineage: Eukaryota; Metazoa; Arthropoda; Insecta; Hemiptera; Cimicidae
Gene: Meltrin
Product: disintegrin and metalloproteinase domain-containing protein 28
Exons: 19
Coding region: 165-3953 (1262 amino acids)
Biological process (GO): membrane protein ectodomain proteolysis
Molecular function (GO): metalloendopeptidase activity
Source: RefSeq, a predicted model, not a curated record
UCGCCUACCAACUCCACCGGGCUCCUCUUACUCAUCAGUAGUAGAUUAGGCGAACGCUGUGUUGGUGAUGCCCGUCCCAAUGCCUGCGUAGAGGUUCAAAACACUUGUACAAUCUUCGAAAAAGCGCCCUUUUUGAUCUUUCCCUACGCCCUAGACACGGGACGAUGACCAACCUUGUGAAUUUUGUGCUCUGUGCUGUGCUUAUCUCACUCAAUAUCGGAUACAUACAAGGUGUAGUGGAGAGCUUCUCACCAUCACACGUUCACCCGUCUCCUCAAUUCUCAAAGCAUUCCGUUGUAAGGCCCAAGGUUUUUCAUGGCAGAGAUAAACGCCCCCUUACAACCACAAAGGCACAUAAGGAAAAAUUGGAACAUGUACACGACCUAACCAUGUCCGUACUAUUAGAUGGCCAAGAGCAAAUUCUAGACUUACAAUUGAACAGAAAUCUCAUACCAAAGGAUCAUUUCAUUUCAACACAAAAGAACGGUUCGAAAAUUGUUCACCGUCCGCUUCCGCACGAGGUUGAACUUUGCCACUAUCAUGGAAAAGUUCGAGGUAUGCCCUCCUCCUGGGCGGCCGUUUCUACUUGCAACGGGAUAAGGGGGAUGAUUCACGAUGGCAAGAAUGUGAGGUAUAUUGAAAAAUCGCCCAGCAACGAUGGAGAUAUAAUAGGGGAACAUUUAAUAUACGAUCACGCGGAUUUAACCACAAACCAUACCUGUGGAUAUGAAGGGACCCCGUAUGACAUUUUAGACUUCUAUGAACGAUCUCAUCAUGCAAACCGAGCAAAGAGAAGUCUUCAAUCAAUCCGAGGGCCAUACAACGCAAAUAAAAGGUCUAGAUAUGUUGAACUGGUUUUAGUUGUAGACAAUAAACUUUAUGAAGCGAUGAACAAAAAUCUAGAUACUGUCCAUGCACAUACAAAGGAUCUAGGAAAUAUCAUAAAUUCAUUGUACAUGCCUCUGAAUAUAUUCAUUGCUCUUGUCGGUGUCGUGGUCUGGACUGAAUUGGAUGAGAUUGAACUUUCAACCAAAGGGGACACGACAUUGACCAACUUUCUUCAUUACAGGAGAGGGAGGCUUGUCAAAGACCAUCCGAAUGAUAACGCCCAACUUUUGACGAGGGUCCAAUUUGAAGGAGGCGUCGUCGGCAAAGCGUUGAAAGGCCCGAUGUGCACGUUUGAAUUCAGCGGCGGUGUCUCUAUGGACCACAGCCCAGUCGUCGGCCUUGUGGCCACUACGGUCGCUCAUGAAAUGGGGCACAACUUUGGCAUGGAGCAUGACACAAAAGCUUGCGACUGUCCAGACGAUAGGUGUAUAAUGGCUGCCUCUUCAAGUACUGAAUGCCCUACACAUUGGAGCUCAUGUAGCUUACGUUAUCUAGCUGAAGCUUUCGAGCAUGGGAUGGAUUAUUGCCUUAGAAAUAGGCCAGAAAGCCUAUUUGACAGUCCGGUUUGUGGUAAUGGUUUUGUUGAACCUGGAGAACAGUGUGAUUGUGGUCUGAAGGAUCGAUGUACUAACCCUUGUUGCAAUGCUUCGACUUGCAUGCUCCAUUCAAACGCUUCAUGUGCAACUGGAGAAUGCUGCGAUCUUUCAACCUGCCAUCCUAAGACAGCAGGUCACAUGUGCCGGUCUGCCGAUCAUGAGUGUGACCUGCCGGAAUACUGCACAGGAGAGUCGGAAUAUUGUCCAAACGAUGUUUACAAAAUGGAUGGAGAGAGUUGUUCAAGAAGAGAAGCGUUUUGUUACAAAGGGGAGUGUCGGAGUCAUAAUGAUCAGUGCAAGCUUUUGUGGGGCCCGAGUGGAAAGUCUUCCAACUUUAGCUGCUACCAAUUUAACACUAAAGGGUCUCGCCAUGGAAAUUGUGGAUAUAAUAGAUUAAAUCAGUCUUAUAUUAAAUGUUAUGAUGAACAUAUAUUUUGUGGUAUGCUCCACUGCAUGCAUCUCAAUGAGAGAUUGGAAUUUGGAAUGGAGUCAGUCUCAAUAUUAAGCCAUUCAUUUAUCAAUGCUGGGAAAAACGUCAUACCGUGUAGGACAGCUAUCGUCGAUUUGGGUAUAAACGAAGUAGAUCCAGGUUUAGCGCCCGAUGGUGCAAAAUGUGCAGAGGGAAAGAUGUGUGUGGGUCAAAAAUGUCUUGCUGUCGAAUCCCUUACUGCUGGAACGGCAUGUAAAAACAACUGCAACGGAAACGGCGUUUGCAACAGUCUUGGUCAUUGCCAUUGCAACCCAGGAUACGCGCCGCCGUUCUGCCAGGAUCCUGGAACCGGCGGUUCGGAAGACAGUGGCCCAGCUACCCAACCCAAUGCCCGACGUGAAGUCAUAAACGCUUUCUACAUCAUUUUCCUCGGAAUUGUUCCUGGAAUCGCAUUAGCGUCGCUGUUCAUCUACUACAUCAAGAGGAGCAAAGUCUUCGGGAAGAGGCCACGUCAGACAAUAUUUGAAAAGAAACAUAAUCACCUUGGAAAUGCUGGAGGUAGACAUCAACCAAUGGAGAUUUCAGGGCCCAUGAACGUCGACCACUCAAGAGCCACGCUUCUUCCUAAGCAAGAUUCAAGUGAGAUCCGAAACGAACUCCUCGGCCAGUUUAAAGGUUUUAGCAUUACACCGAUUCAGGCCAAGCCUGUUCCUAUCCGCCCUGCUCCAUCGGCUCCGAUUGUACAGACGAAUGAUGAACGGCCUAUUAUUUCAAGGCCUGUUCUUGAAGGCACCACUUCUUACACCGCCCAGGAGCUGAUGGACAAAAGGCCGAGGAUGGCAUCGCCUAUCAGGCCGGCACCAAAAGUCCCAAUGCAGCAACACCGUGUCGAAGAAAAGAAAAAAGAUCACCCGACACUAACGAGAAUAGCUUCUUUCAUGAGAGGGCAAAAAUUAGAUAAAAAUCAAAGGCCAAGGUUGGAUAAAGAGACAUUGAGGAAUCUCGAAAUUUCAGAUCCAAUCCCACAAACUGAAAUUGAAGUUCCCAAAGGGACAGUUUCAGUUGAAAUAUCAAGAGCGCAGAGCAUGAGAGAACAGCCUAUAAAGCGACCACAACUACCAACUUUCGGUUCAAUGCGAGUUCAAAAUAAAAGACCUAAUAGUAUUCCAACUGCAUUAAGACCGAAAUCACCACCUCCCAUGCCUCCAAAUUCUACAAAAAAUGUUCAAACGUCGUAUGAUGAUUGCCUUAAUGUCAACGUCAAGGGUGCUCCUCUUGCAAAGAUAGAAGAUGACAGUCCAAAAGAAAAUAUCUAUGCUGUUAUAGAGGAAAGUCCUGUCGAACAAAGAGCAAAUCCGAAACCUUUAGAACCUGCAGAUGAGCUUUUGAACGAGAUAGUGUCAGAAAUCGAAGCCAGGAACACCGAGUCCAUUUAUUCAGCUUCCACUCUUAAGAAGAAAAAGAAAAGCACUGAUGAAGAAUCGUCAGAUUAUAUGAACACAUCAUGGAGUGAUAUUUCUCCUAAUCAACAAAAAUCUAGCUCUUCUGCAAGUUCUAGUUCAUCUAAUUCAGGUUACAUGAGUCCAAUCAGUACUCAGUCCAAACCGAUAGAAACCGAAGUCAAGCCAAUCAGGGUACCUGACACUUCUGCUCCAUAUAAACCUUAUAAUAGCGCCCUUCACCGUGGUCCAUUGGCAAAUGCUUACAGAGCACAGGAAAAACCACCGCUGAAGAGGACGAAAACCCCACCGAGUCUGGAAGUGCACAAAAAGCCUUUAAGCAUUGCUCAGUCAAAAGAUAAAAAGCAACCGACUAAAUUGGUAAAACCGGACAUCGUUUCAUCGUGUGAAGGGUUGAAAUCACCAGACGUGAUUUCAAGCAAAGAAGAUAAAGAAGAACCCAAAAAAGUCCUUAAUGGGCGACUGCCCCAGGGCAACAGGCCGGCCGUCGUGCCUAAACCCAAAGCGGUACCCAUCAUGAGGACCAACUCUAAAGUAGCAUCACUACAAAAAAAGUUUGAAAACCAAGCUAAUAGAUGAAUACGAUGAGACCAUAUUUUAAAUGUGAAAAACAUUUUUAAAUGUAUUCCCUUUUAGUUUUCUAUGAAAUCUAACAGGAUGAGCAAAGUCUGUUGGCCGAGGAUUCGGUUGUGUGAUAAAGAUAGUCUUUUCUCUUUUCUACCAGAAAAUUUUAUUUGAUUCCUCAACUAUUUGUUCCUAAUUUAAUAUCAAAUUGAUUUUCACCAAUCAAGAGACAGACAAGACAGAAAAGAUGUAGUUCUUCAAUGUAAAUAUUCACUGUUUAAUGUAUGUAUAUAAUAACGUGGAUGUCCUAAUUAUUUCCAUUUCCUUACGUUGGUUUUUUUGUUGUUGUACUUCUCCCAAUAUUUAAUGUCUGUGUCAGCUUAGAUGUUACUACGCAAAUUGCAUGCUAAUUGAAUACUAAAUUGUAUUAUCCUGGUCGCUGUUAUAACAAUUUCUCUUCAAAUGUUUUUGGUGCUACAUUUGUACAUUCUUAUUUACAACAAAAAGAAAAAAAAUUAUUAUCUGUUAUUAUCUGAAAAGGACACUUUUGUGUAUUUUAAUUGUUGUUGAUUAUAUUUAUAACAAUGCCAAUGCUUGUAAAUAAGUUUAAAAUGUUCAUUUGCUCUCUUUUUAAAUUUAAAAAAAAAUUGGUUAACACCAGUCUUUUUAAUACUUGUAAGAUAAUUCUUUUUUAAAUACAUAUGUAUAUUUAUUUAUUCAACUUAAAAGUGUGCAUUAAGCAACUUUAAUUUGUAUAUUUUUACUAUAAUGUUAAAACAAAACAAUUUUAUACUUAAUAUAACAUACAUAUAUAAAUUGUAACUGUGGCUCUUAAGUCUUAAGUGAUGUAUCAUUAAGCUAUUCGAUACCAAAGAUAUUUUAUGUGCAAGAGGUAAUAAAAAAUGUAAACCGUGCUUGUUGGAAUACGAGAGCGGGGUGCUUUUUUUUCAUUCCCUCCGAUUUGAUGUUUAUAAAAGAAAAUAUAUCGCUAUAUGUAUGAAAA